This is a messenger RNA of Porites lobata, 2103 nucleotides long. The record is from the annotation of a GenBank genome assembly. Lineage: Eukaryota; Metazoa; Cnidaria; Anthozoa; Scleractinia; Poritidae.
AUGAAUAUACAUAUGGAAGCCGGUGGAAAAACUCCGCUUCACCAGGCGGCUAUUGUAGGAUCCGUGGAAGAAGUAAAGAAACUUAUCUCCUGUGGAGCAAGGCCAGACAUUCAGACAAGGCGUGGCCGCACAGCACUUCAUUACGCUGCCGAAAAUGGGCACAGAGAGAUAGUUGGGAUCCUGUUGGGAUUGGGGGCUCAAGUCGACUUACCAAACAAGUGGGGAAGAACAGCGUUACAUUAUGCUGCCAGUAAACACCGAUUAGAUUGUAUCCAGGCUCUUAUUGAUAACGGAGCUGAUCCAAAUAAACAGGAUGUAGACAAACAGACUCCAUUAUACCAUGCGGUGGCGGCGUCGGCAAAGUGGAUGAAUGACGAGGUAGGAGUUUGUGACACUGUAUUGCGUGACAGUGACGUCUGUUACACUGGAAUGCGUGACUAUGCAGGUCACAGCAUUCACGGGAGUGAUACAAGAGUAUUAGCUACUGAAAUGCUUGACACCGUUGUGCGUUACACUAUAUUGAUUUUAAUAUCAGCUGGUGCUGAUGCUGAUAUCCCUGAUAAAAGUGGUGUUACUCCUCUCCAUCUGGCUGCUGAACUUGGCAACAGUCAAAUCUGUAUUCAUUUGCUUGAAGAGGGUAAGGCUCAGGUUAACGCAUGUGACCAAUACGGAGCAACUCCCCUCCAGUACGCUGCUUAUCAGGGUCAUAAAAAUAUAGCAAAAAUUCUUUUCUCCCACAGCGGUUUUUCAGGCGAUUGUGUCGCAAAACAAAACAGAAUGUCAUUUGUCAAGCACGACAUUGCAUCAUCUGAAAGAGAACUGCAACCACUAGCACACGUCCAUAGAGAUAUAAGCGGCAUAACUUCAAGCAAUGGUGAACACUUUGACUCUGAAAAAGAAGAAUUUGCAAAAUUAGAGCAUCUUGAGAAUGUGGAGCCUGCUGAAAGCGAAGGGAGUAAAGAACUGCUUUUGAGUGAAGAGGCAUCUCUCAGUUUGAUGCUUCUUCAAUUAAAUGGAACAGAAGGUGUAGGGUGCGUAAAGCGAAUCGCAGAAGUCGAAAGAAUCGAACAAGACAUCGGCCGUUAUAUCGAAGUUGCUCUGCAAGGCAUGAUACAAGCAGAACCGAGGUUUAGUUACUCCCUGCUAAAAUCUGGAAGCACUUCGGAAAACACCAAAGUUGGUGAGCCUGAUGAGAUCGACUACAUGUGCUGUUUAACUGAGUUGUCCAAAGUAUGUUAUCCGCACCAAACUAGCUGUGAUCCACAUGGAUACCUGAGAAUUAAGGUUCAAAGCCAAGGUUUGAAUCAGUGGAACGACUGCGUGGAUAGAGACGGUUUUUUAAUUGCCGAGAAGGUCCACCAACAUUUUCAUUCCAUGUUUGAUCUACACUCCGAGAAUUCUGAUCUCACCGCGAUGAGCAAUUGUCUUCACAAAAUGCGCGACUAUAGGGAAAGGCCGGAACUUGGUGUGACUGUGGACAUGUCUAAGACCAAACCCGGAUCAAAGUUGUACUUCCUGUGGCGUGGAUGCCAAUUUAAGCGAUUGAUAGUCGAGGUGGAUCUCAUUCCUGCUGUAGAAAUACUCGGAUGGCCGCAGACUGCGAUUGUUUCCCCUCAAGAGGGCUGUUCUCUUUAUCACGUCAUUCCAAAAGUUUCUCCGUCUCUACAAAAUAACCCAUCCGCUGGAUUAUACUGGCGCAUAUCCACAUCCCUGGCCGAAAAAAGCUUAUUCAAAACAAUGAGCGCUCCAGCUCUUGCUUGUUACACAAUAUGCAAACUGCUUAUGCACAGUUCCAAUCCAGUUCAGUUAUUUUCCCAUUCUAUGGAUUUUGCGAGCCAAGACCUUCAACUCCUGCUGGUUAUUCUUCACCGUUUAAAGUCGUACGAUGCACUCAUCAAUUCGUACCUUUUGAAGAUGAUUUUCUUUCGAGAGAAAGCAAAACUUAGGCAAGGAAGUGACUGGGAAUGGAGCACUGUCGGGAUUCGUGUAUUAGGGUUGCUUAACAAACUGUUGGUGGAAUUGAAACAGGGUUAUGUUCCGUCAUAUUUUCUUCAGGAUUAUGACGUUUUAACGAAAGAUGACCCUUCGGAUAUAAAACAAUAG